Messenger RNA from Vitis vinifera (wine grape), 1993 nucleotides. Its product is annotated as diacylglycerol kinase 1. NCBI's taxonomy places the organism in Eukaryota, Viridiplantae, Streptophyta, Magnoliopsida, Vitales, Vitaceae. Gene Ontology annotation, molecular function: ATP-dependent diacylglycerol kinase activity. The record is from RefSeq and is a predicted model, not a curated record. The transcript has 13 exons. Bases 280 to 1737 code for a protein of 485 amino acids.
AACGAGUCACGUGAAAGGGAAAUAGGUAGCCCAAAUCUAUGAGGGCCAGCGAACGACGAAUCAGUUUGAAUCUCCAUUCCUUGAGGGAAUCAUUUGCUCAGAUCGUCACUUCACAGCACAGGACAAGUGGAAAUAUCCAAGCAAUUUCCUCUCUCAAUUCGCCGUCGUCUUCGUCUGAUCCUCUUCCUCUAUAUCUGGAUCCGGAUUCGCUUCGCCAGCUCCACACAAUUCGCAUCUGAUCUACCUUCUUGUAUUCUCCUCAGAAAUCGUUUUCCAGUAAUGGCAAAUUCUAAUUCGGAGUUCGACUUGAAGGAUUUCCGCAUCCCUGAUUAUAUUCUUGUUCCAGAAUCGGAGGUUGAGGCUGUUUCUUAUGUACCCGAGUGUCCAGUGAUAGUGUUCAUCAACUCCAAAAGCGGUGGCCAGCUGGGUGGGGAUCUUCUUAUAACAUAUCGUUCUCUUCUCAAUGAAAAACAGGUGUUUGAUGUGAAUCAAGAGGCUCCUGAUAAGUCACUAAGCAGAAUCUAUGUCAAUUUAGAAAAGCUCAAGCACAGUGAAGAUGAUUUUGCUUUUAAAAUUCAGGAGAGAUUGAGAAUAAUUGUCGCAGGUGGGGAUGGAACAGCUGGUUGGCUUCUUGGAGUUGUUUCUGAUCUCAAAUUAUCCCAGCCACCGCCAAUUGCUACAGUGCCAUUGGGAACAGGAAACAACCUUCCUUUUUCAUUUGGUUGGGGAAAGAAGAAUCCUGGAACAGAUUCUCGUUCUGUGGAGUCUUUCUUGGGUCAAGUAAAAAAGGCAAAAGAAAUGAAAAUUGACAGCUGGCAUUUUCUCAUGAGGAUGAAAGCUCCUAAGGAAGGUUCUUGUGAUCCGAUUGCACCCCUUGAAUUGCCGCAUUCUUUGCAUGCAUUUCAUCGUGUUUCUGAAACAGACUCACUGAACAUGGAGGGUUACCAUACAUUUCGUGGGGGAUUCUGGAACUACUUCAGCAUGGGCAUGGAUGCUCAAGUAUCAUAUGCAUUUCACACUGAACGAAAACUGCAUCCUGAAAAAUUUACAAAUCAGCUAGUUAAUCAGGGUACUUAUGCUAGGCUUGGUUGCACACAAGGAUGGUUUGCUGCUUCACUUUUUCAUCCUGCUUCCAAGAACAUAGCUCAGGUUGCAAAGAUAAGCGUCAUGAAGAAGGUUGGUGGUCAUUGGGAAGAGCUCAAAAUAUCAAACAGCAUCCGGUCAAUUGUGUGUCUGAACUUGCCCAGCUUUUCCGGUGGAUUUAAUCCUUGGGGAACACCAAACGCAAGGAGACGACGCGAUAGAGAUUUGACAGCACCAUUUGUUGAUGAUCGCCUCAUUGAGGUUGUUGGUUUUAGAGACGCAUGGCAUGGACUCGUUCUGCUUGCUCCGAAAGGGCAUGGUACUCGUCUAGCACAGGCGCACCGCAUCCGCUUUGAGUUUCACAAGGGUUCCGCUGACCAUACUUUCAUGAGGAUCGAUGGAGAACCAUGGAAACAACCUCUGCCAGACGAUGAUGAUACUGUUAUGGUAGAAAUCUCUCACCUUGGCCAGGUUAAGAUGCUAGCCACCGACAACUGCAAAUCAAAAAGCUGCGAAGAUCCCACCUCACCGCCUGCUCCCGAAACUGAGGAGCCGGAUAGUAACGAAGAAGAAGAAGGGGAAGAGUGGAAGAAGUUUGGUGCAGCGGAAACCUUCAGAAUCCCGGAUGAUGUUGACAUUUCUCAUCUCAGUUAAGACCCCCUCAAAAUGUCCCUGUGUCUUAUAUAUAGAUUUCUCCAUUUAUCAUUUGUCCAAAGUUUCUAUUCUAUUUGAAUCUUUUAUCGCUGGCCUACUCAUUUGCCAGUACCUGUUGUUAAUUGAAGCAUGGUGGCAACCCAUGCUUCCUACUCGCAUCUUCUUUUUUGGUGGCAUUAAUUUGGAAUAAUAUGUGGCUUGUAUGAACAAAUUGAAGAUCUAAAGUUGCAAUACGGAUUUUACGUUGUUUUCUUCA